Geodia barretti is the source of this 3529-nucleotide messenger RNA. NCBI's taxonomy places the organism in Eukaryota, Metazoa, Porifera, Demospongiae, Tetractinellida, Geodiidae. The record is from the annotation of a GenBank genome assembly.
GGAGAUUGGCGACGUCGAUCAAUAAAGAAAGGUCAGCUGUAGUUCUUCCCUGCUCCAGCCACAGCCGGAGACGCCAGGCGAGAGAAUGACUCGUGAUGGCGUGGUAGUUACCGUCACUGUGAAAGAUUGCAGGAAAGUGCGAUCUCCGAGGAGUGAUGCUCCGACGUGUUUCCUGAGACUGGAACAUGGGAGUGAGGUGAUGUGUGAGAGUGGGCGGGUCACGUGUGAGGCUGGGGAGGGUGUGAUGGAGGGAGGAGGUGUGGAGGGGACUCUGCAUUGUGAUCCCAGUCGGAGAGAGACUGUUGAUAAACUCAUUCAGAACCCUAUCGUCGUCACUCUAUGUGAGGUUCUACCAAAGGACAAGAAGAGCAAAGAAGAAAAGACGGCAGAGCUGGGCCACCUGACCUUUGACCUUCUCCCUCUGGUCUGCGGAGAGAGAAUCAUCCAGCUGUCGUCUGCUCUGCAGCGAGCAGGAGAGGGAGGAGGAGGAGGGGAGGGAGAGGUGGAUAUCGAAGUAAAUACGUCACAGGAGCUUCUUUCAGAGGAACAACUGACCGAGAGCAAUGUCCUAUUCCUGAGGUUCCGAUCUCUUCAUUCUCUCCCGAGUGCCUGGAGCCACACCCACUCCCCGUCCUCACACUUCACACUCUCCACUCCCCACCCUCUCCCCGGCUCUCCUCUCUCCCUCCCUGGUGGUAUGAUGAAGAGGGCGGAGUCAAGAGAAGACCACACCCACUGGAAGUGGCCGGGAGGGAGAGGAGACGGAGGGAGGAGAGAGAAAUGGGCUCUUGAAGACGAGACUGGGGAGGUCAGAGGUCAACAGGAUGUUUCAUUCCGUCGCUGUUCAGAGUGUGCCAAACCCAGUGUGGAGUGGGGGAGGGAGGUGAGGACAUGGCUACCUCCCACCUCCUCCUCCUCCCUCCUCUCCUCUCUCUCCCUCUCACCGCUCUGGCCUGUCGAGAUCAUCAGAUCCACCUCUCAGGCAGGUAAAGGUAAGGGAAAGGAAGAGGAGGCGGUUGUCUCUCACCACGGAGUGGCCUAUCUCAACCUCUCCCCUCUCCUCUAUCCUGGGCAACACCAAGAUCGCUGGAGCCUUCACACUACACCAUUUCUCCCCCUCUGACGUUGCUUCCAAGAUAAGGAGAGAGUAUACCAGUCUUCUGACGUCACCCUCCAUCUCCUCUCCGUCUGUCAAGAAAACACCAGCUGGAGGAGGAGGAGGAGGCAAAUCCUGGAGGAAACAGGACUCCUCCCUCAAGAGUGGCUCCGCAGUGUCUCAGUCUGCAGACGACCACCACAUCUUCCCCGACACCACAGACAAUCCCCCCUCCUCCUCCUCCCCCAUCCACCCCUCCACUGGUCACCAUGACGACAACAGAGAGGGCGUGGUCUACGCAGAGGCGGGGACUUAUCUGUGGAUGGAGGCGGAGCUGUUGAAACCACUGGUGCCUCAGAGACCACUGUCAGCUCUGGCACAGAGGGUGUCAGAGUACAUUCCGCAGCGGGCGGCGGUGCCGAGGAGAGAGGGAGGGGCCGAGAGGGCGUUGACUGGAUUCCGUGACGUCACGGCAACCAUCUCGGGCUCACUGCUGAUGGAAUACAGAGACAUGUUCGGAUGGGGCGGAGCUGGGGGCGGGGCUGACAUUGACGAGAGAAAGCGGCAGUUGUUACAACAUCUCAACUCCAAUGGGAAGUACCACACAUUCAAGGAGCAGCUGAAGCAUGCAGUGGUGGGUGUGGUCAGGGAGCGGUAUGGGAAUCGGACGGGGUUCUCAGACUCCGCCCACUGCCACGCCUUCCUCUCCUCCCUCUAUACCUUCCUCUCAGACCAGCUGCACGUCGGACUGCACCAGGCGACCUCAUUGGACAAUCCUCCUGAGACCACACCCACUCCCGUGGACUUUGACCUCUUGAAACACUUUGCUACCGAAGCAGAGGAUUUUCAAGAUUAUCAACUAGCAGAAAGACACUAUCAGGAGAGAGUGGCAGGAGGGGGACAUGUGGGACAGUACUGGUACGACUACGGAGUGUUCUGUCUUCUGAUUGGUCAGCUGGACAAGGCCGAGCAGUGUCUCAAGGAAGCCAUCGCCCUCGACCAGAAGAUGAUACCUGCUCUUCUCCUCUUUGGAAUGCUCAGUGCCAUUGGAGAAAGAUUUGACGAGGGUUCGGAGGUAAUGGAGCUAGCAACGACCUCUGACCCCUCCAACAUCAUCGCCUGGUGCAUGAGAGGGUUGUUCUACGAGAUGCAGACGGAGAGGGUGCUGGAAGAGAUGUGUUACGAGGAAGCUGUGAGGGUGUGGAGGGGGAGGAAGGAGAGAACCUACCUCACGAUCGGUGGAGGGAGAGAGGGAGGAGGGAGAGAGGAAGACACUAUCAGAGCGAGGGACUCACACAGAGAAGGAACCAGAGAAGAAGAAGAAGAAAGAGACGGAGAAGGAGGAGAAGGAGAGAGAGAGGCUACCACAGGCUCUGGUCCUUCAACCACUCCGGGGGAACAGCAAGACCUUUCUCCCGCGGAGGCCAGUGGAACUGACGAGCCAACAGCGUCGUCAAAGGUCGAAGUUCACCCUGAAGCUCCACCCACAACGGAAGCUCCGCCCACUACGUCAGGGGAUGAGAGGGAGAGAGAGGAUCCACGCUCGGCAGUAUUCCUACAAACGGCUUCCUUUCUUCUCGAUGUACACGCUCUCAAGUUUGCGGAGAUGUGUCUGGGUCAUGUGGUGACCUCUUCCUCCUCACCUCCGCCCUCUCUCUACCACCUCCUGGCGGCCAGACUCCACCUCCACCGAGGCCACUACUCCCAGGCCAGGGACUGCCUCACCUCUGCACUCCAGACCGACAUUCAGAGCUCGUGGGCGUGGUCUCUGUUAGGCCACACCCACUACCAACUGGGGGAAUUCCCGGAGGCUCAGCAGGCAUUUGAGAGAUGUCUCUUGCUCCAAACUCCGCCCCCUAAUCAGCACAGUGCGUUACUCCACCUCGCUCACAUCCUCUACAAUGAGAAAAAGUUCUCUCAAGCCAAAGAAAUGUAUCUCAGAGCCUGCCGAGCCUCUCCAUCAGGACUGACCUGGAGGGGAGUGGGUGUGGCCUGUUACAAAGUAAGCCACGCCCACUAAUCAGCAUCUCUCGAAGCCCCGCCCCCUCACAGAUGGGGGAGUUGGGAGAGUCCGAGACAGCGUUGUGUGAGGCCAACAUUCUGAACAAUACAGAUCCUCUCACCUGGGCCUACCUUACCCUAGUCUGCCUCAAGACUGGAAGACCAGUUGAAGCCGAACAAGCUCUCAAGUUUGCAGUAAAGACUGGACUCAGGACAGGGGAGGAAGUUGUUGAGGAGAUACGACAGGAAAUGACGUCACACUCGGGAGACCACGCCCACCAGCACAUUCCUCAUCUCCUUACCCAACUAUCAUGACGACGACCUUUGAACUCUCCAAACUGACGAUGACAACCUCUGAUCUGUAUGUAGAACAUUAUUGUAUGACAACUUGCGACAAAAAACUUGCAGAGCAGAGAACAUUUGCAAGCCACG